Microthlaspi erraticum is the source of this 1839-nucleotide messenger RNA. The record is from the annotation of a GenBank genome assembly. NCBI's taxonomy places the organism in Eukaryota, Viridiplantae, Streptophyta, Magnoliopsida, Brassicales, Brassicaceae.
AUGGCGGCGUCGGACGCCGUCAAGUAUAUGCCAAUUCACGGCGGAACAACAGCAACCGCCGACAUCAAGAGCUUCUUCUCCGCCUUGAAACCCAAAAAAACCUCAACUUUCGCUUACGCCUUUGUAAUCACCUUCGUCUCUUUCACUCUGUUCUUCGCCUUUAGUCCUUCUCCAAACUCAUCUUCUCCUUGGUUCUCUAACAUAUUCUCUUCCUCCUCAACCUCUCCUUCAUCAGACAACACUUCCGGAUCUCAAUUCUCUUCAAUCUUCUCCUAUAUUCUCCCCAAUGUCACUUCAACCAAACCCUCCAAUAGAUCCAGCGACGCCGCUUCCAACUCCACAGAGCCUGUCUCUGCAAACGCCACUUCUCCGUCUCCAAACUCAAAUCCCGUCUCCGAUGUCCCCAAAAACACUACUUUGCAAGCACCGCCGCCGGAAAACCUCACUCCGAUUGCUAAAAACUCGACCUUUCAAUCUCCGAUCGUAAACCGAACCAACCCGGUUGAAAAAAACAACACUUCUCAUCCUCUGCUUUCAGAUAAACCGUCGACGGGAUCGAAUAACCAGUCACGGACCACCGAUGCUGUUCAAACUCCGUACUCCGCAGCUCCAGCGCCGUCAAAAGCACCCGUGUCGGUGGAUCUGACGGCCAAUUCCAAAUCCAAUUCAUCAACUGUUUCUACGCAACAGGGGAAACAAACCGAAACCGGAACCGGCGGUUUGGUUUCGUCAGUGAAACAAGAGAUCGAGAAAUGGAGCGAAUCGCUGAAGAACUGCGAGUUCUUCGACGGUGAAUGGAUUAGAGACGAUUCGUAUCCGCUUUACAAACCAGGCUCGUGUAAGCUGAUCGACGAACAGUUCAACUGUAUUUCAAACGGAAGACCCGACAAAGACUUCCAGAAGUUGAAGUGGAAACCUAAGAAGUGUAGUUUACCAAGGUUAAAUGCACCUAUAUUGCUGGAGAUGCUUAGAGGAAGAAGGCUAGUGUUUGUGGGCGAUUCUCUGAAUAGGAACAUGUGGGAGUCUCUGGUUUGCAUGCUUAAAGGAUCAGUGAAAGAUAAGAGCAAAGUCUAUGAAGCUAGUGGACGACAUCAUUUCCGUGGGGAGGCUGAGUACUCCUUCGUCUUCCAUGAUUACAACUGCACGGUGGAGUUCUUUGUGUCACCGUUCUUGGUCCAAGAAACGGAGAUUGUUGACAAGAAGGGAACGAAGAAGGAGACUCUAAGGCUGGAUUUGGUCGGGAAGUCAUCUGAGCAGUACAAAGGAGCUGAUAUUAUUAUCUUCAACACCGGACAUUGGUGGACUCACGAGAAAACCUCCAAAGGGGAGGACUAUUAUCAAGAAGGAAGCAAUGUUUACCAUGAGCUCGCUGUCCUUGAAGCUUUCCGUAAAGCUUUGACAACAUGGGGUCGAUGGGUUGAGAAGAAUGUGAAUCCAGAGAAGACCCUUGUUUUCUUCCGUGGCUACUCUGCCUCUCAUUUCAGUGGUGGGCAGUGGAACUCGGGAGGAGCAUGCGAUAGUGAAACAGAACCAAUCAAGAACGAGACGUACUUGACCCCGUACCCGUCUAAAAUGAAGGUGCUUGAGAAAGUGUUGAGGGGUAUGAAAACGCCAGUCACGUAUCUGAACAUCACCAGAUUAACGGACUACAGGAAAGAUGGACACCCGUCGGUGUACCGGAAACAUAGCAUACCGGAGAAAGAGAAAAGAACGCCGUUGCUGUACCAAGACUGCAGCCAUUGGUGUCUUCCCGGAGUUCCAGACUCUUGGAAUGAGAUCCUCUACGCCGAGUUGCUCGUUAAACUCAAUCAGCUCGGACAAACACGACGGAAACCCUGA